Molecule: messenger RNA, 2894 nt
Organism: Hordeum vulgare subsp. vulgare (domesticated barley)
Lineage: Eukaryota; Viridiplantae; Streptophyta; Magnoliopsida; Poales; Poaceae
Product: U-box domain-containing protein 4
Exons: 1
Coding region: 283-2469 (728 amino acids)
Biological process (GO): protein ubiquitination
Cellular component (GO): nucleus; cytoplasm
Molecular function (GO): ubiquitin-protein transferase activity; protein binding
Source: RefSeq, a predicted model, not a curated record
CGAGUUGCACGCCAUCGAUUACUCCCACCUCUAGCUCGCCCCUCUGGUCUGGCCAACGCCAACGCGACGCGAGCCAGAGUCUCUCUCUCUCUCUCUGAUAGAGGCUCGCGACCAUUUCCACCUCUCGUCGGGCCGCCCCCUCUCUCCACCAAACCUAACGCCCACCUAAUCGCUCGUCAAACGCAAGGAUCCAAGAAAAGGGGGUGGACCGAUUUCCUUCCCCUUUUCUCCUCUCCCCCCUCUCUCUCUAUCUCGGCUGGAGGGAGGGAAUCGGGGGCGGGCAUGGACGCGCCGGCGUCGGCCUCGUCGCCGGUGGAGUUCCUGCUCCGGCGCCCCACGCCCAAGCGGAGGAGGCUGCCGCUCGCCGGCGCCUUCUUCGCGCCUACCGCCCUCGCGGGCGCCUCGCUGCUCCGCGCGCUCGCCUCGCUCGCCGCCGGGCUGCUCGCCGUGCCUCGCCCGCCGUCGCAGCCGCGGAACCUCGCCGCGCUCGCGCGCCGCCUCGCGCUGCUCAGCGCCCUCCUUGACUCGCUCCUCCUUGACGCGCCAGACCGCUUCUCCGACGCGGCCAACCUCUGCUUCCGCGAGCUCUACGUCGUGCUCUUCCGCGCCGACCUGCUCGUCUCCUACGUCGCCUCCGCUGGCCGCGCGUGGGCGCUGCUCCGGGGGGGCCACCUCGCCGCCUCCUUCCGCGACCUCGACGCCGAGCUCGCCGUCGUCCUCGACGUCAUCCCCGCCGCCUCCAUCCGCCUCUCGCACGACGCUACCGGCCACCUCGACCUCCUCCGUUCCCAGUGCCGCCGUCGAGCGCCCGCCCAGUACCACGACCCCGACGAGGCUGCCCUCCGCGACCGCCUCCUCGCCGCCGUCCAGAAGUUCGAGCUCGGCCAGCCGCCUGAUACCGCUCCGCUCAAAUCGCUCCUCUCCGACAUCGGCAUCUCUGACGCCGCAUCUUGCCAAGCUGAAAUCGACUACCUCGAGGAACAAAUCUUGAGUCAAGAUGAGGAUACCGACCUCCUGCUCGUCGGUGGUGUUCUCGCCUUGCUCCGCUACAGCCUCUUCUCGCAGUUCGACCCUGGCAACGCAAAGGCUGUCCGGUAUUGGCCGUCGGCGGGGAACUUGCAGCGGCUUCCAUCGUGGGGCGGAGGCGGCUGCGAGGACACCUCCUUCUCGGUGCCCAAGGAGUUUUCCUGCCCGAUUUCUUUGGAUUUGAUGCGCGACCCUGUGGUGGCGUCCACCGGCCAGACGUAUGACCGGCCAUCAAUCAUACAGUGGAUCGGGGAGGGCCAUUCCACCUGCCCAAAUUCAGGGCAGGCACUGGCAGACAACCGCCUUGUGCCUAAUUGUGCUCUCCGCAGUUUGAUUUCACAGUGGUGCGGGAUGUAUUGUUUCCAGUAUGAUUCCCCAGAGAGCAACGAGGGGAUGGCCGAAUGCGUCGCCACCGCGUGCAGCAGCAAGGCGGCAAUCGAGGCGAAUAAGGCCACAGCCAGGAUUCUGGUCAGGAUGCUGGUGGAGAGGUCCGAUAGCUCAAAGGCAGUUGCUGCCAAGGAAAUUAGGUUGCUGGCCAAGGCCGGGAAGCAGAACAGAGCUUUCAUUGCUGAGCUCGGUGCGAUCCCGUUGCUCUGCAGGUUGCUGCUGUCCUCAGAUCAGAUAGCACAAGAGAACGCAGUGACAGCACUGCUCAAUCUCUCCAUCUAUGAGCCAAACAAAAUGCGGAUUAUGGAACAGGAGGGUUGCUUGUGGCUUAUCGUCAGCGUGUUGCAGAAUGGCUGGACUACAGAGGCCAGAGAGAAUGCAGCAGCAACUCUGUUCAGUCUCUCCGUGGUCCAUGAUUACAAGAAGAUGAUCAUGAAUGAGCCAGGGGCUCUGGAGAAGCUGGCUUGUAUGCUGAAAAAAGGGACUCCAAGAGGGAGGAAAGAUGCAGUGAUGGCACUUUUCAACCUCUCAACGCAUGCAGAAAGCUCAGCUCGGAUGCUCGAGUCAAGUGCAGUUGUAGCUUUAAUCGAGUCACUGAGGAACGACACCGUGUCGGAGGAAGCUGCUGGUGCUUUGGCUCUGCUGAUGAAGCAGCCUUCUGUUGUGCAUCAUGUUGGGAGCUCUGAAACUGUGAUCAGUAGCCUCGUUGGAUUAAUGAGGCGGGGAACUCCAAAGGGCAAGGAGAAUGCAGUGUCCGCUCUAUACGAGAUAUGUCGUCGUGGUGGCUCAACAUUGGUGCGGAGAGUAGCAAAGAUUCCGGGGUUGAAUACUGUAAUACAGAACAUCAUGCUCACUGGAACAAAGCGCGCCAAGAAGAAAGCAAGCUUGAUCGUCAAGAUGUGCCAAAGAAGCCAAAUGCCGUCAGCAAUGUCGCUAGGGACUAGCUUGAGGGCGGUUGAUCAUUCUUUGGUAGGUAACAGCUCAUUGAGGCGUGCUGCGAGCUUUGGCAGUGGAGAGUUGUCGAACCCUGUUUCGAUAUCAGUGCACGUGCCCUAGGUAAUCGCCUUCCAAUUGGGCAGUCCCAUAUAUGUCUGGCCAGUUUUGUUCAAAAGUUCUUUCAUUGCAUGCUCAAAAUGAAGGUAUACAACAUUUAAUCUAAAGGAACUAAUACUUGCAAUAUACUAUCACAUGUGCAUGUGUCUGUGUAUGGGAAAUGUGGAUAACUGAAGUAUAUAAUCCAUAUACAUGUAGAACUUCAGCUUGAUAUUCCAUUUGAAGCUUGGAAGUUGUUCUAUUUUUGUUUCAUUUUUUAAAAACACUAUGCUCCUUAUUGUAAACUAUCCGGAUAAUAAUUUGUAGCUUGUACUGGGGCAACAAUGGAAGGGAUUGUAAUUUACAGUACUAUGUAAGUUAUAGUUACAGGGACUUGUCCAUUGGCAAGGAAAAAUAACUUGAAUAUCAGGCAGUAUAGCUUUAUAGAA